This is a messenger RNA of Drosophila takahashii, 2643 nucleotides long. It is a transcript of the gene l(2)dtl, whose product is annotated as WD40 domain-containing protein denticleless. Lineage: Eukaryota; Metazoa; Arthropoda; Insecta; Diptera; Drosophilidae. Gene Ontology annotation, molecular function: protein-macromolecule adaptor activity; protein binding. Gene Ontology annotation, cellular component: nucleus. The record is from RefSeq and is a predicted model, not a curated record. Gene Ontology annotation, biological process: mitotic G2 DNA damage checkpoint signaling; proteasome-mediated ubiquitin-dependent protein catabolic process.
AUCGCGCACGGUCACACUGCAAAAAGGUCCCAGCUGCGUCGUUGAAAAAUAUUUUCGAUGCUUCGUAGGUUGUUUUAUUUCAAAGGAAAUAGCAAUUAAUAUAGUUGAAAACGCGGAAUUCGAGGAGCAGUCGCCGAGCGGGUUGCACGAUGAACAUAUACAACAAGUUGCGGGCCAGGGAGCACGGAUACGCCAACGAGAGGACCUACGACUUUGCCCUGCGUCGCCUUUCCGUGGCCAAGGAGGACAGCUGGCGGGGCAUUGCGCCGGCCAACUACUGCCCGGACUUCAAUCCGGAGCCGCCGAUCUUCUCGGCCAAGUUCGCCAACUGCGAUGGCUAUCGGCACAUCCUGGCGAUUGCCAACGAGGACGGCAAGAUCACGCUGCAGGACACCACGCAGCGCAACCAGCAGCCGGAGGAGCAGUCCCUGGUGGGUCCGCAGUGCCACUACAAUGCCGUUUUCGAUCUGGAAUGGGCUCCCGGCCAGAUGCGCUUCGUCUCCGCCUCGGGCGAUCACACGGCCCGCCUGUGGGAGGUGGCGGGCUCCGGGAUCCGUGGCCUCAACUCCUAUGUGGGCCACACGCGGUCCGUGAAAUCGGCCGCCUUCAAGCGCACCGAUCCCGCUGUCUUCGCCACCGGCGGUCGCGACGGCGCCAUUCUCAUCUGGGACAUCAGGGCCAAUCUCAACAUGGACCUCACCUCGCGCGUGGACAACUGCAUCUACAGCGGCCACACGGGCGGGCCGGGCACUCCGGUUUCGCAGCGAAAGCAGCGCACACGCACGCCCAAAAUGGCAGGCGGCACCACGUCGAGCAGCAUCACCGGUUUGGCCUUCCAGGAUAACGACACGCUCAUCUCCUGCGGCGCCGGCGAUGGAGUGAUCAAGGUGUGGGACCUGCGGCGCAACUACACGGCCUACAAGAAGGAGCCGCUGCCCAGGCACAAGCUGCCCUACGCCGGCCACUCCACCUUCCGGGGAUUCACCAACCUCAUUGUGGACGCCGCGGGCACGAAGCUGUAUGCGAAUUGCAUGGACAACACCAUCUAUUGCUACAACCUGGCCUCCUACUCGCCGCGACCGCUGGCCUGCUACAAGGGCCUGCUGAACUCGACGUUCUACAUCAAAUCUUGCCUCAGCCCGGAUGGAAAGUAUCUGCUAAGCGGCAGCAGCGAUGAGCGAGCCUACAUCUGGAAUCUGGAGCAUGCGGAGGAGCCGCUGGUGGCUUUAGCUGGCCAUACAGUCGAAGUGACCUGUGUGGCCUGGGGCUCCAGUCACGACUGCCCCAUUGUCACGUGCAGCGAUGAUGCGCGUCACAAGAUCUGGCGCAUUGGACCCGAUCUGGAGGGGCUCAGCGAGGCGGAGCGUGCGGAAAAGUACCGGGGAACUGCCUCCUACGUGAGGGAAUUCGGCAAGAAGUCAUCUGGUCCUUCGAGUGGCAAUCACAAGUACAAUCUGCGAGAACUGGAGUCCACGCCGCGUUCGCUGAAGCGGCUGAUGGAUCAAAAUGAACGCACACCCGGCUCUGUGGAAAAGACGACGACUACGAAACGAUCGUUUCUGGAAAUGCUGGGUGUAGCUAAUCCGGAGACGGAGGCCACAGAGCAGCCGCAGAAGCGAGCCAAACCGUUGGAGUCUCGCGGCAGGCGGCUCUUUGGACCCUCUAGCCAGGAAACGACUUGCCGCCACAUUCAACUGCAGCCCAUAAACGAAGAGGACGCCUCGCCAAGCAAACGGCAGAAGGAGAACUCGGCGGCGGAAGAUGUGUCGCCACUGCACAAGCUCCUCAGCACGCCAGGUCAUUCUCCGCUGAGUGAGAAUGUAAACCACAUGUACACCUCCCCACCGACGACUUCAGCAGCAGCAGCAGCCGCAGCGGCGUCGGCUGAGGCAGCCAACCCACCGCCCAUCUCCGCCAUCAUCUACUCGCCCACCUCCAACCUGCCCAACUACGUGCUGGAUGGCGAGGCCCCCCACCUGGGCAUCAUGUCGCCCAAGCGGAAGGCCAAGGAGAAGGUGGACUGGCUGACGAAUAUCCGCAAGCAGAAGCUGAUGAGUGGCCGGGCCCAUGUGACGCUAAGCGAUAAGAUAAGCGAGGAGCAGCAGGCGGAUGUCUUGGCCUCUCCGCGUCUCCAGAGUCUGCGGCAAUCCGAGUGCAGUCCCCGGUUGCAGGCCACGCCCCGCAGGCGCAUCUCGCACACGGAUGGCGGCGGUGGCGGUACACCGGCCGGCAGCUCCUCCCAUUCCCAUUCCCAGCCAAGAACACCAACCUCCAGUAGGAGAAACAGCGAGACGACGCUCCUGCGAUUCUUUAGCAUCCAGAGGAGCAGCAGUGUGCCGGCGGAGGAAGCGACGACGGCGGCUCCAUCCUCACCCAAUCCACCGGCGACGGUGACUGUCGCCGCUGCCACGCCCCUCAGCCUGCGUACGCCCACCACGGCGGCUGUGGGCAGCGAUUGACUUUCUUUCUUUUUACAUUCAAUGGGAAAAUCACAGCACCAUUAUUGCUCUUGUAGUUUUAAGCGGACAUUGUUUAAGUUAUUUUAUGUAGAUAGUAGGUUGUUGGUAACCAACUCACCGCCGUUUGUACAGCGCCCAUACGAAAAAGACUAACGUACCCAAAUAAAAGUAAAUCAAUUUUCAA